CAAUCAGUCUGUGGUCACUGAAGAGUUAAAAAAGCUGCUUAAAUCUUCUCUUUAGAAAAAUAUGAAACCCAAGGGGUGGAGACCACUAGCUAAAGGAAACGUUUAAAGCCAACUUGGCUUUGUUAUGCAAGUUGAGUUCCUUCUGGGGCAGCAGAGAUGCGGAGUGCAGGCAAUGCAGUGGCUUCAGAGACCGAAUCCUUUCUGAGCAAGGGCUGUGGCAUCUGAGGUUACCCAGAGAGUACCAGACACUGGAGCCUCCACCUCAAAGAUACUGCCACCAGGGUGGCCCGUGAGGUUUCUACUUGACUUCACCCUCUGGUGGGUGGCUGGAGAAGUGCCACUCAGCCUGGAACCAUGGGCUCUACCAGCAGCCGCCAGAAGAAAGUCUUCAAUGACUCAGUCAGCGAUUAUGUCAACUCUGAAAUCAUUAAGAAACAUUACAACUACACAGGGAAGUUAAACGAGAAGGCAGACAGUGGAAUAAAAGUGACCUCAGUGGUUUUUAUCAUCAUUUGUUGCUUUAUCAUCUUAGAGAACAUUUUUGUCCUGCUGACUAUCUGGAAAACCAAGAAGUUUCACCGACCCAUGUACUAUUUCAUUGGGAAUUUGGCUCUCUCAGACUUGCUGGCUGGGGUGGCUUAUACUGCCAACCUUUUGUUAUCUGGACACAAAACCUAUAGUCUUACCCCUGCCCAGUGGUUUGUCAGGGAAGGCAGCAUGUUUGUAGCUUUGUCAGCCUCUGUUUUCAGCCUGCUGGCCAUUGCCAUUGAGAGGUAUAUCACCAUGCUGAAGAUGAAACUCCACAAUGGGAGCAACAGCUUCCGCUCCUUCCUACUGAUCAGUGCCUGCUGGGUGAUAUCCAUGAUCCUAGGGGGGCUCCCUAUUAUGGGCUGGAACUGCCUCAACCACCUGCAGAGUUGCUCCACUGUGCUGCCCCUCUACCAUAAGCACUAUAUUCUCUUUUGCACCACAGUUUUCACUGGUCUUUUAUUAUCAAUUGUCGUCCUCUACUGCAGGAUCUAUUCCAUGGUCAGGACUAGGAGCCGCAGUCUGACAUUUCGAAAAAACAUUACCAAAGCCACGAGGAGCUCAGAGAAAUCUUUAGCCUUGCUCAAGACAGUGAUCAUUGUCCUGAGCGCAUUUAUUGCCUGCUGGAGUCCCUUGUUCAUCCUACUCUUGCUGGAUGUGGGGUGCAAAGUGAAGGCCUGUUCAAUCCUCUUCAAAGCUGAGUAUUUCUUAGUACUGGCUGUGCUCAAUUCAGCCACGAACCCUAUCAUCUAUACCUUAACCAACAAAGAGAUGCGGAGGGCCUUCAUCAAGAUCCUGUGCUGUUGCAAAUGCCCCUCUGCAGAUUCUGGAGCCAAAUUCAAGAGGCCAAUCAUAGGAGGCAUGGAGUUUAGUCGAAGCAAAUCUGACAAUUCCUCCCACCCACAGAAGGAUGAGGGUGACUGCCCGGAGACAAUCAUGUCUUCAGGCAAUGUCACCUCGUCUUCUUAGAA
Messenger RNA from Terrapene triunguis (Three-toed box turtle), 1499 nucleotides. RefSeq names its product sphingosine 1-phosphate receptor 1. Gene Ontology annotation, molecular function: sphingosine-1-phosphate receptor activity. The record is from RefSeq and is a predicted model, not a curated record. The transcript is spliced from 2 exons. Gene Ontology annotation, biological process: angiogenesis; sphingosine-1-phosphate receptor signaling pathway. NCBI's taxonomy places the organism in Eukaryota, Metazoa, Chordata, Testudines, Emydidae. Gene Ontology annotation, cellular component: membrane. Bases 355 to 1497 code for a protein of 380 amino acids.